Olea europaea var. sylvestris is the source of this 1545-nucleotide messenger RNA. RefSeq lists its product as uncharacterized. The coding region runs from base 207 to 1400 and encodes 397 amino acids. Gene Ontology annotation, cellular component: plasma membrane. Lineage: Eukaryota; Viridiplantae; Streptophyta; Magnoliopsida; Lamiales; Oleaceae. The transcript has 6 exons. The record is from RefSeq and is a predicted model, not a curated record.
AGCAGUUCAUUCAUGGCUGCCCCAACCUUCUCUCUUUUCCCACACAAUAACCCCUUUUUAUUACUCGCUUCAGUUUUGCCUCUUCGUUUUUUUUUCUUCAAUACAAAGUAUAACUCUUGCUUACGUAAAUUCUCCUCUUUUGUGCUUUUUCCUUGUACUGAUUGCCAUUUUCUUUACUGGGUGCGUAAGCAAUUGAGCGGGCAGCAAUGGGAGGAGGGGUGGCUCAAAGUUUCAAUAUUUAUCUUCUUAUUGUGUUUCUGCUUCUUCUUUGCUUGCAUGAAUCCUGUUGCACACCGUCAAAUUAUCUCAAAGGUUCUGUCAUGAUGGAUAAAAGAGUGGAUGCACUUUUGCCUGAGAAUUCCCCAACUGCAGCUCCUCUGCCCCUACUUCCUCUUCUGGCACCUUCUCCGUUGACACCAUUUACGAAUAGCACUGUCCCAAAAUUAUCUGGGCUCUGUAUGCUGAACUUUACAGCUGUUGGAAGCAUGAUGAGUGUGACAUCAACUGAUUGUAUGGCUGGAUUCGCACCAUAUCUAGCUAAUGUAGUGUGCUGUCCACAACUGGAAGCCAUAUUGGUCAUUCUCAUUGGUCAAUCUAGUAAAUAUACGAAUACAUUUGCUCUGAACGGGACACUUGCGACUCAUUGCCUGUCGGAUAUUGAGAAAAUUCUGGUGAGUCAAGGGGCCAAUGACAGUCUACCAAAUAUAUGCUCUAUUCAUCCGUCAAAUCUUACUGAAGGUUCUUGCCCGGUUAAUGACGUUAGUGGGUUUGAGAGCACAGUAGAUACAUCUAAGCUUCUUGCUGCCUGUGGGAAAAUAGAUGCUGUGAAUGAAUGUUGUGAGCAGGUUUGUCAGAAUGCUAUAUCAGAAGCUGCUAAAAAGCUUUCUCUAAAAGUUUAUGAUUUUCUGAGCCUGGAUGGUACCCACACAUUGUCUGACCACUCAACUAGGGUCAGUGAUUGUAGAAGUAUCGUUCUCCGUUGGCUGGCAAGUAAACUUGAUCCUUCUCAUGCAAAAGAAAUUCUUCGAGGAUUAUCUAAUUGCAAAAUUAAUAAAGUGUGCCCUCUGGAUUUCCCGAACAUGAGUCAUCUCAUAAAGGGGUGCAGUAACGGAAUAAGUAACCAGACAGCGUGUUGCAUUGCUGUCAACAGCUAUGUGUCUCGUCUGCAAAGGCAGAGCUUCGUCACCAACUUGCAAGCUUUAAAUUGUGCAGCAUCACUUGCGCUAAAAUUGCGGAAAGCAAACAUCUCAGAAAAUAUCUAUAAUAUGUGUGAUAUUGGCCUCAAGGAUUUCUCCCUCCAAGCUGGCACACAAGAAUCCGGAUGCCUUUUGCCUAGCUUACCAUCAGAUGUAAUAUUCGACCAGUCUGCAGGGGUCACCUUCCUCUUUCUCGUGUAUUAAUUUUUUUAAAAGAAAGUUCAGAAGGUGAUUGAAUUUCUGGUUAAGUAUCACUACUUAGAUGGCUUGGAGUCUGAAGUUCAGUUCCAGUGGUGUCAUGACUCAUGGAUAUUGCACUUGUAGUUAAUGUGAAUACUUGUUUUUUCCC